UGGCCUUGCGCGGAAGCAGAAUCGAGACCCUAAUCCAACCGCCUGCUCGUCUCCCCAGACGUCGGCAGGCCGCAGCAGCAGCCAUGGCCCCGCGCCACCGCCGAGCCGAGGCCCGAGCGUGCCUGCGGGCCCGCGUCUCUUCCCCUCGCCCGCGCCCAUAAAAACCAAACCCCACGACGCCUCGCCCUCUCCUUCGUCCCCCCCCCCCCCCCCCCCCCCCCCCCCGCACCAAGUCGCCCGCCGCUGGGGGAGCCGAUACGAGACGAGGCCAGCCGAUUCAACCCCGCAUCCGCAUGCCCACGCGGCCGCUGCGCGUCGCCAGCUGAGGUGCGGGUCCCCCCGGUGCCGGAGCCCGGAGCGCGCGAUGGACGAGCACCGGACGCGCCGGUCGCCGGCGGGCGAGCGCUUCAUGGGGAUGUUCUCAUCGCCGUCGACGCCCUCCUCGUCUCCGACGGAGCCCUCGUUCGUCGCCGGGGACGAGCUCCACGAGGACGACUUCCUCUUCUCGUCGCCGGACGCCGCGGCGCCGGCGCCGCCGCCCGGGAGCCCCGGCCGGGGGCUGCCGCAGCAGGGGCACCUCGGCCUCCUCGCCGCGCUGGCGAUGCACGAGGGGGACAGGCGCCUCCUCGUCCGCGGCGGCGCCGGAGGGGGAGGGGCGGCUGCCGCCGCCGCCAGCGCGGGGACGCUGCUCCGGCGCAAGGCGACCAUCGCGGCGGCCGCCGCCUCUGUCUCGGCCUCGGCGGCGGCGGCGACCGGGAGCGGGGGCGGGGGCGCUCUGUCGCCCUCCCAGUCCCCGACCUCCGCUGCGCGGACUAUCCCGGCGACCGCGCGGCUGAAGAACGCCGGGCCAGCCCCGCCGUACCACCAGUCGGCGCCGGUGAGGGUGCCCGUCCGGCCGCCCCGGAAGCCGGAGAUGGGCCGGUGGGAUGAAUUCGGUGAUGACGACGACGACUUCCGGCGCGGCGACGCCGCCAUGCUGCCCCCGCACGAGAUGGUCGCCCGCGCGUCCGCUGGUGGGGUCGGGCCGGCCGCGCCGUUCUCCAUGCUCGAGGGCGCCGGGCGCACGCUCAAGGGCCGAGACCUGCGGCGGGUGCGCGACGCCGUGCUUAGGCAAACCGGAUUCCUGGACUGAAUCCGGUAAGGUGAUGUGGCUCUGGCCUUUUGUUCAGCACCGUGUUCUCAGAGUCGUAGAUGCGUUACAUUAGUGUAUAAUUGUAGAGGGUUCUUGCUGUAGUCAAGAGAUAAUGCGGGAAGGUAAGGUAAAAGGGUUGAGCUUUUGAUAAAACUGCUUGCAAUUUUGGUGUCCUUGGAUGUGUGUGCAUGUCGUAUUACUGUAAGCUUCAGCAGUAAUAAGAACUGGUCCUGUGUCUGGGUCUCCGUGAGCUCUCUGUAAUUCAGGAGGAAAGAGAUUUUUUUUUUCUUUGUCAAGGUAGCGUUUAGGUGUACCUAUCAACUAUCGUGAUGAUCGUCAGAGACCUGUGUUUUUUCGUUCUUACUUCUUAGUGAAAAAAUUGUCAAUUUUGUUUCUUA
This is a messenger RNA of Panicum virgatum (switchgrass), 1530 nucleotides long. RefSeq names its product homeobox protein Hox-A13-like. NCBI's taxonomy places the organism in Eukaryota, Viridiplantae, Streptophyta, Magnoliopsida, Poales, Poaceae. The transcript has a single exon. The record is from RefSeq and is a predicted model, not a curated record. Bases 365 to 1132 code for a protein of 255 amino acids.